Messenger RNA from Heterobilharzia americana, 3174 nucleotides. NCBI's taxonomy places the organism in Eukaryota, Metazoa, Platyhelminthes, Trematoda, Strigeidida, Schistosomatidae. The record is from the annotation of a GenBank genome assembly.
ACACUGACAUGAUUAUGAGCAAUUAUUUAUGCUGGAAACAGCAUCAAGAAUACUGUAUCUGUUUCGAAUCCCGUCGCAGAAUCCUCUAUUCAUGGUUUCAAAUCGAAAAAUACCAGUAAUAGUCGAGGUCAUAAUAACAAUGAAAAUCCAUUUGCACUUAGUUUAAUCUCUGAACGCACAAUGUUUUGUAAUGAGAACAGUUUAGGAAAUAGUCCUAUUACUGGUGGACUUAUACCGAAUUUCAUGGGUUCAUCAACUGAUCGUACACUGAAUAAUUGUCCAACUAUCUGUUCAAAUAUUACCUCCAGCCUGUGUAAUACAAGUUCAAUGUCUUCAAAUAAUCCAGUCGGCAAUGUAACCACAAAUUUAUCGAAUACUAAUAUAGUUCUUGGAAGUCUUUAUUCAACUGAUUCAUCGUUGCAAGUGUCUUCUAAUGAACCGCCUUUAAUUGGUAAUCUAGGAAUUUCAAAUAUAGAAGGUAUUCCAGCAAAUGUAUUGCUAAGUCUUUUACACCAGCAGACUCAAUCACUUCAACGUAAAAUCUAUAUUAAGUUAGAAAACAAUAUAUUUGUUGGUGCUGCAUUUAACUUAUCCCCUUCUGAUACUGAGGGUGUCGGUCUAAGAGAAGACAAUAAUGAUUGUACUACAAAGAGUUGUGAUGAUGAAUCACUUCGAAAAACCGUUCAUACUACUAUGAUCAGCUUUACUGUUGGUUUCCUCAUGGAUUCAUCCGCUCCUCCUUCUGUAUUAUCUUAUCUUACUGAAUUAUCCAGAUUGAUUGGCUCUCAGAUACGACGUGCAGAAUUAAUGUUCAAUUAUCUUAGAGAUCAAAGAGAUAUAAUCACUUCCACACUAGAGAAAUACUCUUAUGCCGAUGCCAAUACUUCAACGGACCACAUCACAAAUAGAUAUGGAUCAGACAACUUCAGCACCCCGAGAUUUAAUCAAUCCCUUCCGAACAAGCGUCAUAUGAAACUGUCUGAAGUGGUGAAUUCUGAACGAGAGAAUAAUCUCUCUAAUCCUGCUGUAGAUCAUAAUUUUAAUGAAAAUCAAUUAACUCCUCAAGCUGGUGUUAAUCAACCACCCAAUGAAAACGCUGUUACAAAUCAUAUUAAUGAUAAUGAUUCUAAUGACAAGUGGAAUGAGACAGUCACAAUGAAUCCGUUGGAACGAUUAGUUCAGAUAUCAUCUCUGUGCUCUGAACUGAAAUGUAUACUUGAUUCAAUUUGUAAAACAGGUCAUGUAAAUGUUAAGAUUAACAAAAUUUAUCCAGUCUGUUUUUGUCUACCACACAAAGCCUACUGUUUGAACAACAACAAUAUUGGUGGAAUUUCCAAGUGUAUGAUAGCUGUUCGACCGAUGGCUAUUUGGCGUGCAAUGGAUAAAAUACGACCAUAUCAUGCUCUAAUAUUACUACUACGUAAAAGUGAUUUACUCAAGGAUUAUCUACCCACUGACAUUAAUCCAACACUGAAUAACUUCAUCAACGCUUUGUCUCCAACAACUAGUUUAUAUAAUUUAGCUGAAAGGAUUCAUUCUCAAACGCAUUGUUUAAAUCUGGCUUUAUGGUUAAUUUAUCGUGGUCAUGCGUUAAUUGUCUAUCCAAUUGUAGCCAACAAUAUAUAUGUAUUAUCACCUCAUUCAAAAGCCUGGUUCACACCUCAGUUGAUUGGACAAUUUGCAACAUCGUUUCCAGAAGUUAAUUUCGCUGAGCUUUUGACAUCAUUUUCAACAAGUUUCAUACUAAGGGAUCAUUUCCAUUCAUCUACCACUGUCUCUGAUAACCUUCAUUUCGAUGGAGAUUUGGCGAAUAGUCCUAAUGCUGUUCGAAACAGAUCUUCGAAAACCUCGUGGACAAAUUUACCGUUAGCACAAAAAAUUAAUUUGAUUGCUUGGCUUCUUCGACGUCGUCUCAUAAUACAAAUCCAUCUUUAUAUAUUUCCAACAUUUUUAUCAAGUGAAGUUGUAAAUGGAAUGAUUUUUUCACUUCAGAAUGUUAACGACAACAGUAUGACUCAUUGCAGUAGUAGUAGCGAUUACGAUAGUGAGGAAAUCACUUUGGAGCAUAAAAAUAAUGGGAUUACUAAGGAUUUAUGCAUAGAUGACGCUGUUCUGGAUUUCGAUGAAUUGUGCAAAAAGAUUCCGAAGGAUAUUUUGCAUGAGUUAAGUGAAAACUUACCUGUCGAAUCACGACAAACGUUACUUCAGUCUAUAUUGAGUCAUCCUGGAGCAACACAAAAUAUUCAACUACUAAAAUUAUUUGCUAGGAUUUUGCCACAUUUACCAGCUCAUAUAGAAGAAAUUAUGUUUAAAGAGCAGAUAAAGCGAUCUACACUCAUUGAAUGUGUCGAAAGGUUUGCACCUUUCUUAGCCACAGCUAGGCUUCCGGACCCUGUGACUUCUUGUUUCGCUGGGAUACCCUGGCCCAACUAGUAUCUUUUCUAUCUGUUUUGAUGCACCAUGUGCAAAAAAUGAUCCAUAAACAUUAGGCGUUACUUUCAUUUAUUACUUAUUAUUUUAAUUAAAUUACUUUAUCAGUGCUUGAACGUAUUCAGUCAUGUAUCACACUGUGAAUAGUAAUGAUGAGUUUCUUGAUCUUAUUACACACUGAUAUGCAUUUUAUCCAAACUAUUUUUCUGACAUUCUCCACUUUUGAAGUGUAGUCUGGAAAUGUGGCAUCUUGAUAUUCCAACCUUUCUAAUGCUUAAAUUCUUAGAAAAAAAUAUUUUAAUAUUAGCUAGUUGAAUUUUGUUACUGCAUAAUUCACUCAAAUAUUAACUGGAAAUAUGUGCAGAUUUUGUCAGAAAAAGGAUUUGUCUACACGAAAAUGACUUUGCAAAGAUGAUAUCUUAUCUGAAUAAUAUUCCUUUCUUUGUUGAUUAUGUCUGUUAUAGUGGACAAGGUUGCAACCUUGUAUCCAUUGUUCAGAAUUCAUCGGCUUCCUUGUGACCUUCAUCUUAUCCUUGACCAACUGUUUAAUGAUUUGGAAGCAGUUGUAUUUUCUAGUACACCCUUUGCGUAUAAAUAACUGCCUAUUUGAUUAAAAAAAUUCGAACAUAUAAACUUAGUUUACAAGUUCACGUUUUUUCGGUUAUAUCAUAUUCAGAAGCUGUAAAAUAAUCCUAAGAUGCAAUCAGUGUUUACUCUUAUUUGCAAAGAAUUUUAGCAUGAUUU